GCCCAAAGUCCGCCCCACCGCGGCGGUUGCUGGCAGUAAGGAACGAGAUGAACGGAGGGGGUCCCGUGACCCUCAGCCCAAGUAAAACUGGAGAACCGCCACUGUCCGGCGGCGCUAGUAAGAAGCGAGGCUCGCUGGGGGCGUCGUCCUCACAUCCUAUAUUAAAGGAUGUUGGAGAAAUAUAUUCCAGACUUUUGGAUCACAGACCUGUUAUUCAAGGAGAAAUUCGUUAUUUCAUUAAAGAAUUUGAAGAAAAACGUGGUCUCCGAGACGUGCGGGUUCUUGAAAACUUGAAGAACACAACUUUUGAGACAAAUGACCAAACUCUGCCCAAGUGUGAACAAAUGAUGCAAGGAAACCUAAAUGAAGCUCUCGGGAGAUUACAAGUAGCCGAUGAAAUGAUCAACAGACUCCAGGGGAGAGAGCAGGAAGAAAGAAAGCUUCAGACUGAGAAGCUAAUGGUUGGUGAAACACGACGCAGAGCUCUGUGGGAGGAGUUCGUGAAGGAGCAGCAGAACGCAAAAGCAGUCGUGGACGAAGAGCACAUCAAAGCGAUGGAGCGGCUCAAAGAGCAAUAUGCCGCAAUGGAAAAGGACCUUGCUAAACACGCUCUUUAAGAAACUCUCAUGCUCAGUAAGAUUGUUCCUCAUUUGCAGUAUUGCUUUUCUUCUUAUUCCAACGUCUUCCAAUUUCAGGGUUACCAAGGAAGUACCAGAAUUCAAAUAGCAUAGUAGGCAUAAGGGGGCUCUAUAACUGCUGUAAUUGUUCUUUGGCACUGAUACUGGCGGCAUUCAGGUGACCAAGCCUUUGCUUAAUAAGCCAGGAUAUUCUCAAACUCAGUGCCAUCACACUCACUCCCUUUGGUCUCCAUCUCCUUUCAGUGGAGAAACAAACCAGGAAGCCGCAGUUAAGCAUGGCUUCCUGUUGUGUCUGAACUGAGAAACCAUGCUUAAUAGCUUCCAAAUAAGUGAGAAUUUGUAAGCCAGCUUUAACCCCAUGGACAUGGUCUAUUGUGUCCUGGCUUGUUUGGAAGCUAUUAACCAUAGUUUCCUGGUCCAGACGUAGCUUUAACUGAAGUUUCCUGGCUUGUUUCCCCACUCAUAUAAAAGGAGGAGUGAAGGGGCUCCAUACAGGUACAUGAAACAUAAACUGGAGUUACUAAACUUAGAUAGGAUUUGAUUGUCUGAGGCAAGUAUUUAUGUUAAGUGUUUUUUUAAAAUAAAAAAACAGGUCUAUGUAGGAACAUAAACAGUAUUCUCCCUUGAUAAUCUAAAUUAGUUUCUCUGUUUCUAUGUACAACCAUUCAUCUUGUAAAUGCAUCCCAUUCUUCAUGCAGGGAAGUCAAAUGAGCACUUUCACAAUUAUGCCUUGGCUUUCAGAACAAGGAUGAUGGUGAAAAUUAAAUUUGAGAAAUCCUCCAAAGCUACAGAGUUAUGGAAGUACAAUGCCCUGAGGUUUAUGGACAGACUUUUUGCUAGAAAUCUCACCACAAAGAAAUCUGAAAGAUCUCUCCAAAGAACUGAU
Molecule: messenger RNA, 1524 nt
Organism: Zootoca vivipara (common lizard)
Lineage: Eukaryota; Metazoa; Chordata; Lepidosauria; Squamata; Lacertidae
Gene: BLOC1S5
Product: biogenesis of lysosomal organelles complex 1 subunit 5
Cellular component (GO): BLOC-1 complex; transport vesicle
Source: RefSeq, a predicted model, not a curated record